AUGGAGACGAAAGCGAUAAUGAGUAGAGGAGAAGAACCCGAUUCCGAUUCCUCCUCCUUACCGAUGGAUCUCAUUAUCGACGAGAUUCUCCCGAAACUGCCUGUAAAAUCAAUCGCGAGGUUUCGCUGCGUCUCCAAGCAAUGUCGCUCGAUGAAAAUCCGUCCCCGUCUCUUGUUCGCGCUCCACCGAGGCAACAGCGAGUUUCUCAUCUUCUCAUCGCCUCAGCCUCAGCAGAAACCAUCGUCUGAGAAGAAGAAGAAGCCUCUAGUCGUCUCCGCCGAUUUCCACACGAAGGUCUCUAAAGACCGGUGGCUAGCUUACCGUGGAUUCGCAUCGCGUCUGUUCCAUUUCUCUAGCCAGCACGUUUACAACCCAGAGCCGCUGAUACAAAACCCAAUCACCGGAGAGAUUGUGAGAUUACCGGAAUUGGAACGGUACAGGAGGUGGUUUAGCUUUUUCGGGUUUGAUCCGGUUGAGAAGCAGUUCAAGGUGUUGUUCAUGGGUUAUCCAUCUUCUCCUGAUAGAGAUGAGCAUAGGAUCGCGACAUUGAAAACCGGUUUAAUGAAGUGGAGGAAGAUCGAGUGCAGCGUAACGCAUGAGCCUGUGGGCGAAGUCGAAGCGAUUUGUAUCAAUGGGGUUUUGUAUUACGUUGCUGAAGUUGAUGAAAAGUCUUUUGAGAUUGUUUGCUUCGAUGUUAGGUCAGAGAAAUUCAAGUUCGUUGAUGCGAAGUGCUUGUGUGAGCCGCACGGUACUAGAUUGGUGGACUAUAAGGGGAAGUUAGGUGGGAUUCAUUUGAGCUAUGAUGAUGAUGAUGCGGUUGUGUUGCGUUUGUGGGUUCUUGAGGAUGUUGAGAGGUGUGAGUGGUCGGAGUUUGUGUACACUUUGCCGGAGAAUGAGGUCUUUGUCUACGAUGUUUUCGUUGUUGGGGUGACUGGUGCGGGGGAGAUUGUUCUGUCGGGGAGGUUUACGGCGAAACCUUUCUAUGUGUUCUACUUUGAUCCGGAGAGGAACACUCUACAAGCUGUUGAAGUCAGAGGUGUUGGAGAGUACAGUGAGGCGUUUGAGAGUGAUUGCAGAGUUUAUGCGUUUGUGGACUAUGUAGUGGAUCCCAAGUUUAUAACGUAA
This is a messenger RNA of Microthlaspi erraticum, 1125 nucleotides long. The record is from the annotation of a GenBank genome assembly. Lineage: Eukaryota; Viridiplantae; Streptophyta; Magnoliopsida; Brassicales; Brassicaceae.